This is a messenger RNA of Symbiodinium necroappetens, 1473 nucleotides long. The record is from the annotation of a GenBank genome assembly. NCBI's taxonomy places the organism in Eukaryota, Dinophyceae, Suessiales, Symbiodiniaceae.
AUGUUGCGGCCAGUCAGCAGUGAGAUGGCUGCCGUCGACCGGGAAGUGAGUGGUACUGAAGUCUCGUUUGAGCAGGCGGUUGAGGAUGGGAUUAGUCCCUGGCCUCCGCCGCUGACUCAAUGGUUGCUGGACCGGGAAAGAGGCCGCGACGACGAGGCUUGGAGCGGGCCCCUCUGGGUCACCCAGCCGAGAACUCGUGGAGCGCUUGCAGCUUGCAAGGGGCUGGAACCGUUUCGGGUGUUGCUGCCCUUUGCUUCUCGCAUGAAUGGUGAGUUUGUUGACGUGACUGAGAUAGCGUUCCUUCUUAUGAGGGCUGAGAUCCAAGAUGGUCUCAAGGGCUUUGGCCGUGAAGAACAGCUAUGGCAACUGAAGAUGCGGUUCGCGCAAGAGCUUGUGGAUGGCGCGGAUGGUGAGGAGGAGAGGGAGGUGCGCCUCUCGACCCUUCUCACCAUGGUGGAGGAACGAGGAGGCAAGCUGUCGGGAAAGAAGGAGAAGCUGUUCAGACGAGCUGGAGCAGUUUCCCUGUUGAGUGGUGCUUUGGGAGGGCUAUCCUCGCCUACUGGGGCGGAAGGCCUGAUUGUUUCCCUUACGGAGCAGACCAAGGCUGCGGUGGAGGCUCUGCAGAAGUCCCGGAAAAGAGACAAGCCUCGGUCGACCAUCCAGAUCUCGCCCAAGGUUACCUGGCCCGUGCUGGAUGAUGACUCCACUGACCAUAAGUCGGUGAUGGACUUUUGUGACCAAUUUGAGUCGACGGUUCAUCUAGCAAAUGAUGGGCAGGGUAUGUCAGACCUGGAAGUUCUGAUCACCCUCCGGGCAUGUCUGCGACAACAUCGUUUGAAGUCCUACGACCUGCUGUACAAGCGAGGUCCGAGCAACGGAACAGUGAAGUCGGACCCUGGGAAGGUUUAUCAGGAGAUCAAGACGAAACACCAGCUGUUCUCGGAAACUCAGGAGGAACGCGGGUUGCAGGUUUUGGAGGCUAGGGACCAAUUGUCCAAGGGACGGCUGACCGCCCACCAGUGGGAGACUGCGUGGGGGAAGCGGCUGUCUGAGCGCGAAGCCGUGGGAAUGACGGCUCGUGAGACCCUGUUGCAGUAUCUUAAGACAGUAGGCCCGGAGCUCUCGAAUGAGAUUCGGCGGGACAAAAGGUACCGGAGCGACGGGCUGGGGGCACCUCUUUUCGGAGCUGUGCUACCUGGGAGGCACGGGGUUGUCAGCGAAGCAGAAAAAGUUGUUGGCGAAGGCGGAAAGGAUGCUUUGAUAUGCGAGACCAUGGGUCUUGUAAGCAUGGCGAUAAAUGACGGUUCUCGCAUGAGAAGAGGCUGGUGGGGGCAGCCAGAAAUGCGAAAAAGGAAGAGGAGCGGGGCCGUAAUACGUUCGUCAGAGCCGCUGGCUCUGGCGAUCGUCGGCGCCCGAGCCGGCCUCCGAGCCGAGGGAAAGGAGCUGAGAAGAGCCUCCCUUGCCGUGUCCUGA